This is a messenger RNA of Sycon ciliatum, 621 nucleotides long. RefSeq lists its product as uncharacterized. Bases 1 to 621 code for a protein of 206 amino acids. The record is from RefSeq and is a predicted model, not a curated record. Lineage: Eukaryota; Metazoa; Porifera; Calcarea; Leucosolenida; Sycettidae. The transcript has 3 exons.
AUGAACUCAAUUCUUCAAUCGUAUUUGCGAGACUUCGUAGUUGUAUUCCUCGACGAUAUUCUAAUCUUUAGCAAGUCCUUGAGUUCGAGUGAGCAUAUGAAGCAUGUUGCCACUGUUCUGGAGACUAUGAAAGCGAAUCAGGUGUACCGCAAACCGUCCAAAUGUGAGUUUGCACAGCAAGAAGUAUUGUUCUUAGGCCAUCGAAUCACUGGCAUGUCAAUCUCUCCUGAUAUGAACAAGAUCGCAGCUGUUGAAGACUGGCCAGUGCCAUCAUCUGUCAAGGAACACUUUGAUAUCUAUACUGACAACAUGGCUGUUACUUAUCUGAGAACCAAGCGUCACUUUAGCAAGCGAGAAGCCAGAUGGAUCGAGUUCUUGGUGGACUACCACUUCACGAUUAACCACAAGCCAGGCAAGGACAACGUCGCGGACCCACUGUCCCGUCGACGUGAUUUGAACGCCCUUGACAGUCAUCAAGAUCAAGGUCCACACCUCACAGCCAUAGAGUAUGCGGUGGAACUGAAUGCAGAGGUAUCAGAGACUCUUCUUGUUUUCCGCGCUGAUGCGGCUGAUGUCUUCGCGCUGGUGCUGGGCGUGGUCCUCGAGAUCACUGAUGCGUGA